GACCCAUGAGAGACUCUGGACCUGGCAGCAGCAUGAGGAGGCGGUACAGGGGCCCAUGGCAGAUUACGGGCCUGGCAGCAGCAAUGGGAGGCCCGUAAUCUGCCAGCACCCUAUGACAAAAAAUGGAACACACCAGCAGUGUGAGGAGACCUGAAAGUGGCACAUGGCAGAGUGUGGCGAUGGAGACAGCAGCAAUGGAGGCCGUACAGGGACCCAUGAGAGACUCUGGACCUGGCAGCAGCAUGGCAGAGUGUGGCGAUGGAGACAGCAGCAAUGGGAGGCCGUACAGGGACCCAUGAGACACUCUGGACCUGGCAGCAGCAUGA
This is a messenger RNA of Staurois parvus, 326 nucleotides long. The record is from the annotation of a GenBank genome assembly. Lineage: Eukaryota; Metazoa; Chordata; Amphibia; Anura; Ranidae.